AUGGCCUCCUCCACAGCAGUGGUGCAGUCAAAGGGCAGAGCUGCGCCCCAACAGGAAGAGUGCUACAGAAGAGCCCUGAAAGUGGCUCUGGAGAUUCUGAAUCAGAGAAAACCAGAUGCGCAGGAGACCACUGCGCCAUCCCAGAAGGUGCCAGCAAGGCGAGCCAGGCGCCCCCCUCGUAGAAAGCGUCGGAAACGCAAGGGGAAGUCAGGGAGGGGUCCUGGCAAACGUGAAGACCCGGGGUCACUGUUGGUGCGUUCAGAGAGCAAGGAGGGUGUGCACCGUGGUGCGUCACAGGUGCGCACAGCCGUCACUCCUACCAUAGGAGACACUCAGACAAAGGCAUCCCACAGCGCCAGUGCCCACCGAGAUUUCCUGACACUUUGGGAGCACGAGGGUGAGGAAGAGGGCAAGACAAAGGCAGACACCUCCACAGCUGUGUCCUCACGUCCCCCAAUCGGGGAGGAGGAUGCAUGUGCUGAAGACCAACAGGUGGCUCCAUCUAGGCCACCGGGGCUGGUCCCCACUGUGCCCACAGCUCUGGACAGAGAGGCACAGGACACCUACUGGAAGGCCCUGGCUGCCUCCUCUGCAUGCUCAGACUGUGCAGGGAGCACUGAGCCACCUGCAGAGGGUGCGGGGGAGCUGGGCCUGGAAGGUGCCACAGCAGCCCGCACACCCCCGCCCCCGAGGCGGCGGUACUCGCUCCGUCUUGCGGAGAGGAAGAGGAAGCUUCAAGUGCCACGUUUGGAGAAGGGACUGCAAGAGCCUCACCCAAAGCCUACUAAGCCCAUCACUGCUCUUAAAACAGCUGGCGGUAAACGACGGGGGCGACCCUCCAGGAUUGCAUCCCAGCCGGAGCCGUGUCCCAUUGAAACAGGAACCAUGGUCUGGUUUAAAUUUCAAGACCUUCCGUUUUGGCCGGCGGUGGUAAAGAGUGUCAGCAAGGCAGAGAAGACCGCCAGGGUGCUCCCGAUUGAGGCAAACCUGCGCCCUGAGAAGAGCGGCAUCCGCGUCCCUCUUCGGAGACUAAAGCCCCUGGAUGGUAAAGAGAAGGAGAAGCUACUGAAGAGAGCCGAGAAGGAGUACAGGCAGAGCGUCAACUGGUGCCUCUCCCUGAUCUCCCACUACCGAGAGGGACUCGCCCGCGGCUCUUUUGCUGGCUCCUUCCUCCACUACUACGCUGCUGACGUCAGCUACCCGAUGAGGAAAGCCGUCCAAGAGGGGGACCUGGAGAUUGAAUUUCCAAAGGUGAAUUACGCAGACCUGGAGGAUUCCGAGGAGGAGGCCUCCCCGCGCGGGAAGAGGCCCUGCAAGAGAAUUCUCCCGGACCGGAUGCGGGCCGCUCGGGACCGAGCCAACCAGCAGCUGGUGGACUUCAUCGUGAAGAGAAAGGGGGCUGACCACCACCUUCUGGACAUCUUGAAAGGCAGGAAACCGUCCAGAUGGCUCACGUCAUUUCUCAGUUCAAACAGGUACUUGGUCUGCAUCGAGACAUACCUGGAGGAUGAGGAUCAGUUGGAUGUGGUGGUCAAACAUUUACAGGAAGUCUACAAACACAUAGACCGUGCCAUGCUGACUCGGAUAAGAGAUGACAAGGUCAACUUCCUUCUGGAAGUCCUUCUGCCGGAAGCAAUCAUUUAUGCAAUUGCCACACUUGAGGGGCUAGAGUACCAGGCAGCAGAAGAGAAGUACCUGCGGGGACCACCCGUGCAUUACCGCGAGAAAGAGCUCUUUGACAAGAAUAUCUUAAGGAAAACUAGAAAGAAAGCAGCAGCCAGCAGGGGAGCUUAUUAG
Nycticebus coucang (slow loris) is the source of this 1797-nucleotide messenger RNA. RefSeq names its product PWWP domain-containing DNA repair factor 3B. The record is from RefSeq and is a predicted model, not a curated record. Lineage: Eukaryota; Metazoa; Chordata; Mammalia; Primates; Lorisidae. The transcript has a single exon. Bases 1 to 1797 code for a protein of 598 amino acids.